AUGCCUUGGUUCCUGCCAUGGUCUGAAAGCCUGAAGAAGACUGCAUGUAGAUACUUGCUCCAGAGGUAUUUGGGACAAUUUUUGGAAGAAAAACUGACCUUGGAUCAGCUGACAGUAGAUCUUUACAAUGGAACAGGAACAGUGUCUGAUGUCAGUCUGGAUGUUCAGGCACUCAAUGAGUUGGGAGAACAACAGAAUUUUCCUGUGGAGUUUGUUGAUGGGUACAUUUCUGAAAUUUCUGUCUCAAUACCUUGGAAGUCAUUGCUCAACGAAUCUAGUUAUGUUGAAGUUAAAGGCCUUGCUUUUACUGUUCAACCAAAACAACGUGCAGACAAUGGCACUUCCAUGUUUGAGUCAAUGUGGAGUUCAAUGACUAGCAGCAUGCAACUUGCUGAGGAGUGUCUCAAACAAGGAAAUUCAGAUGAGAAGGAGGCAGAGCCUUUGGAGGGUCUUGAGUUGUUUGCACAAACAAUUGAUUCAAUUUUAUGUAAAGUAAAAGUGAAGUUUAUUGACACCGUGAUUCGCUUAGAACAUGUUCCCAAAGACAGCAGUUCAGGAGUAGCUUUGGAAGUACGCAUUAAGAGUAUUGACUACCUUGAUGAGGCUGGAGCUGAUCCUCCAAAGGACUCUGAGGCAGUUCCUGGUGAGACAGGAAAAGCCUAUCAUAUAGCUGCUUUCACAACAAAAAAGUUCUGUCUUGAGGGUGUUACAAUAUACACUGAUGAAUUUCCAUCUCAGGCUAGAACAUUUUCUAGGUCAGUUAUGUCCAUGUCUACUGGCUCCACACCGGAUUCUAAGCAUUCUGAUACAGCAUUUGCCACAGCACCUGCAUCUCCUAGUCAAAGCUUUGCUGGUGGGUUAUCAAGCAGCACAGCACCAAACCUUUCUCUUGAGCCUGAUCCGAUUCUCUUUGGGAAACUGUCAGGACGACAUGAACUUCGGAUUAAAUUGAAGCAAGGAGAAGGUGUUGUUGGUCCAAAAGUUGAUUUGGAGCUCAAUCUUGGAUCUCUUACAAUUUUUUCAUCUCCAAGACAACUUCAUGUACUGUUGGAACUGAUGCAUGGACUUUCCCAACCUGACACUGUUGAUACAAGCAAUGUAGCUCCAAGAACUAGAUGUUCUGAGAAACCUAUGGAUCCUACAGAUUUCCAGAGAGUAGAACAAGAUCUUCAACAGCAUGUUCAUGGACUUGCAUCCCUUCAGAGUAAAGGACUACAUAAUGCUCAAGCGUGGUCAUCUGCCCCUCUAGAUGAGAGUGAUGAUGAGUUUUUGCCUAUGAAAAAUCGCCAUUCUAAUCUCAGUGAAAGCAUUAUGUCCUCUGCUACGAGUAUGGAUGCUUCAAUAUCUUCAUCUAUGAGUGGUGCCACGUCAAGCUGUAGUGGGAAAGAAAUGUUGGGGAGGCUGACAGGCUCUCCCCAUCGCCAGUCAGUUUCUUCAAAUCGUCACAAGAAAAAGCAUAAAGUUGGGAGCUCUUUAGGAGGUAGUGAUGCAGACCCAUCAGCGGAAGUCAGUCACUUUCAAAUUAGAAUUGGUAGUCUAAGUGUAAUCCUUCUGCAUGAGGAUGUUCUUACCCUCUCUGUAGACCUUGAUGGUACAUCACUUGCUAGGUCAUCUGUCUAUCAAAUGAAAACUUUGGCCAACACUUUUUUCGACCAAUUGGGUCUGUUUUCUGUGUCUGCUAUGGGUGGGUCUCAAGCAUUUUUUGAAGCUCGUGAAGUUUUUCUUCAAGCUGUCCAACGAAAUCAUAUAAGACUUCUUUCAAGUGCAAUUAUUUUAGAAGGUCGAGAAAAGACAACUAUGCACUCCAGCUCUCUCUCUGGUCAGGUAACGUCCGCCAGUAUGGAAAUUUUAGAAUGUUUGAUUGAAAAGAAUUCACCUUCACAGAAUUAUACUGCAGAAUAUGUUGAGCUUCUAAAGUUUGUGCAGAGCCCUAAUUCAGAAGCGAGUGCUUCUAUGCCAUAUAUCCAUCGAAGUCACCCAGAUUUCAGGUUGAAUUUCCUAUACACUGAAAGGCUUACAGGUGCCCCCUCCAGAAAAUUUGCACAGCCUCGAACAGAAAUAGGAAUUCAAUUAGAACCAUGCUGGUCUGAAUUGGAUGUGUCAAUAGUCGAUAGAGUCACAGCCGUUUUAAAUCCUCAACCUAUGUGUAGCAGGGUAACAAGCAAAGGACUAAACAAAGAUCUUUGGGACUGUCCUAGAGCUUCUAGUUUGACUGAUGCUUUAGAUAAUAGAUGUCAGUCUGAUGGUAGAGUUGAGCUCAAAGUUUCCACUGCCUCAAUUAUUGUUAAGCUUAGAUUUCCUACACCGGAUCUGAGACCGAUCCAUGACAUGGACAGACCUCCUUGGUGGAAGAGAUGUGUAAGGGAAGACUUUCUUCUUCUUAACUUUAGUGAAGCAUCAUUCCAAACAGCUUUUGACAGUUCUGAUGUGUGCUCAAGUUACGAAUUACAAUUUAAAGAUGUCCAUGGCCUUUUCCAGGAAGGAGAUUCUGAAAAUCCUGUUACUAUUCUACGAGCUCAUGCUGAUGAAAAAAGCGGCCAAUCUUUGCCCAACGGUGGUGAAGGUUUUGGAUGGCCAAGGGUGGUUGUUCGUUGUUACCCAACCCAAGUACCAGGAGAUCUGGAUGACAGUCCACCUGUCCUUCCAGAGGAAUCCAUCAGUUACUCAUCAAUUGAUCUUUUGAAAAAUGCAGGCUAUAAGGAACCUUCCCCAUUCAGCUCCAAACGAGUUGUGCAUGAAAGUGACACACCUCAUGGAAAAGCAUCUUGUCCUGCUCAAGAGGGCGAGGAGCUUGUAAUACCCGGCAAUCAGAAAGAAAUAAAGGAUUUCAUUCGUUAUGCCACUCAGAGUAGUCAACUACAGUUUGAAAUUCAUAUACCUUGUGCAACUGUUCAGUUUCCCUCUAAGCAUAUGUUUGAACUUGUUUACAAUAGAAUCAGCACAGAUUUACUACUUUGGACGCCAUCAGCACCUAAACCCAAGAGUGUUCCCUCAGCUAUGGCCCAAGACUUGUCAUCAUUUCCCAACUUUUCACCUUAUCCAGGCUUCUCUAUGUGUAAAUCAGGCAUUCAGUAUGAAUCAGAUUCUGAUUCAAUUGAAGAUGGUGAUGAAGGAGGCAUGUACUACUCAGUAUAUGACAGUAGACCAAGGCAAAAAAGUGCCCGUCAUAAUGUUGGAAGUGGAAGAGAGAGUGCACACUUUGGACAGAGUCAGGCUUCUGUUUCAAUUUCUGUUAGCCAGGGUUCUUUCUCAAUAUUUACUCCAGUUCGGGACUCACUUGGAAAUGUAAUACCAGGCCAGCAGGGAGAAUUCCUGUUUCAGUUAGAUGAGGGCAACAUGUUUUUGGUAUCCCAAUACAGAGGAUGUCCCAGAUUGGGAUAUAUUUGUGUUCAAGCAAAUAAUGCAGCGGUAUUUCACAAUGGGAUUGCACCGGUCCCCACAUCAUGCCCAUCAUUGUACCCUGUGGGAGCAUCACCGGGAGCUCAUCUGUUUCCCACCAUGUAUCGCUCUGAAUCUGGUGUUUUGUCAGCUACCACCAACAGUUCUGUAGGAACUGGAAGCAGGAAUAGCUUAGACAUGGUUACUGUUGCAUUACGUAUCCAAAUUGAGGAGGGAAGCCACAACAUAAAGACAUUUAGAGUGGCUGUUGGAGUUCGGGGUACAACUCUGCACCACAAAAUGAGCACAGCAGGACACAGUUGGUUUAAGCAACUUACUGACUUUUUUGACAUUUUGGAUUAUCCUGUGAAUGGAUAUGACAAACCUUUUGUGAUUACUGAACUUCAUCUGCAUUUUUGGGACUGUGCUAUUGACUACAGGCCUUUGUAUUUACCUCUCAAAUCAAUGCUCACUAUUGGAAGUCUAAGUAUUUCAAGUAACAUUGCUGCCCAGACCAAAACAUCAACCUUAAGAUUUAUGGCUGAAGAUGCUUGUCUCUUGCUUGCUGAGAAAUCAACCAAUGGCAGUAUGAGUACAAUAGAUCUCUGUCGUGAUUAUGUUUGUGUUUUAGAUCUUGGUCUUUUUGAAUUGUCAUUAAGGCUGAGUGACAAAACAAAUGGAUCUGGUCCAAGAGUGGAUUUGCGUGCAUCGAAUAACAUUGUGCAUAUCAGAACAUGUCCAGACUCAGCUCGUGCUUUGACAGAUUUACUUGCCUACUUUGCUGGAGAUGGUGACCUAGCUCAACAAACAGACUGCCAAAGCCUUGGCAGUAGCAGUAGGCCCUGGGGAAGUGAGUCUGUGUCGAGUAGCAGAACUAACUCGAGCAGUGCCACCGUUCGAGACGACACUCCGGCCAGCCCUGCUCGGUCUCACAGUAGAGGGGAAAGGGAAACUCUAAUUCAGUUGGAAGGAGCGGAUCCCUCCGGACAACCUGCUCUCUCUGCCAAACAGGUGCAUCAUGUGCAUUCCUUGAUGGAGGAAGCUAUGUUAGACACCAAUGGACAUGCAGUACCUGCGGCUGCAGCUUCACCUCACUCUCAAAAGACUAAUGAUGCUGUUGAAGUCUUUUACUUUCCUGAUGAGUCGCAAAAGGCUAAAGCAACUGAAUUUGCUGAUCGGGCUGGGGAAGAGGGUAGAAACUCAGUAACAUUAGAUCACCCUGAAAUGAAUCAGGCUAUGCUGGAGGAGGAAGAAGAAAUUGAAGAUGAAUGGGAUGAAGACUUUUGCAUUCUAGAAGAAGAAACUGGCAGUGGCAUUCCACCCAAAAGUGGACUUCCGGAAAUCCGAGCUUUGAUUCCAGAACCUAUUCAUAUAUUGGAAAAUCACUUUGCUGUACCUCAUGGGAAAGCAGAUCUUCUCAAACCACCUAAACAUUAUCCUGUGCCUGUCAUGCGAUACACGCUCAGGGAGAUGAGUGUUGUUUGGCAUAUGUAUGGUGGCCAUGAUUUUGGUGUUCCGAAGGGAACACCAUGUGUCCAAACAGCUAAAAAACGAGUCCACAUCAAUGAAGGAAUAGAGAGUGGAGGCAUACCUUUGCGAUCUGCAACUCGUCUUCAAUCCAAUCCAGCAACAGAAUUCGGACCUGGCAUUGUCUCUUUCUCCAAAAGUAACCCACAAGAGGUACGUUUUAGUGGGAGUAAUGUGAGUUCAAGCCCACCAUGCAAAAUAAAUGUGGCCCCUAUGACAUGGCAAGUUAAAGGAGGUGCUGGUCGAAACCAUGACACUCUUAUGGAGUUACAACUAAAUAAGGUCCGCUUUCAGCAUGAGGUUUAUCCAGAAAAUACAACUGAAGCUUCUCGACAAGUUCUUCUCAUUCAAGAGAUAGAAGUGAGAGAUCGCUUAGCAUCUAGUGAAAUCAACAAAUUUCUCUAUCAGUACUCGAGUGAAGCCAGACCUAAGCAAUCACAUGCCAAUAUGUUGAUGCUAAAAGCAGUUCACAUUCGCCCAGAUCCAAAACUUACCGCUCAGGAGUGCUGUCUUAGAGUUUCAUUACUGCCAAUUCGCCUCAACAUUGACCAAGAUUCACUCCUGUUUCUGUACAACUUUUUCAGUGAAAUUUCUGGCAGUCCUGAUGAUGAUGAGGAGGGCACCCAAUGCAGUACUCCUCGGUUGGCUACACCAACCCAUCAACAUUCCCAUCAGCCACCAGUAAUGACUGUUAAUAUCAAUGACGGUCAGAGCAUUAUUUUGCCAACUGAUCAGUCUACACUCUUGAUUCAGUUAGAGGAAACAGAUACUCUUGCUGGUCUUCGAGAGGGUUUUUCUCACCAGACAUCAAACCUGGAGACUGGAAAUUCUGUAGAUUCUGAUAACCAGUCCCCUGCUCCUCCAAUUUACUUCAGGAGUUUUAUUUUCACACCGGAAGUUCCUAUCCGAUUGGAUUACCAUGGCAAGCAUGUUGAUAUGACACAUGGACCAUUGGCAGGACUUUUGAUGGGCCUUGGGCAACUCAAUUGCUCUGAACUUAAAUUAAGACGACUACACCAUCGCCAUGGACUGUUGGGCUUUGACAAACUCAUGACUUAUGCUCUGCUAGAAUGGCUUCAAGACAUUAAGAAAAACCAGCUUCCAAGUCUCCUUGGAGGGGUUGGCCCUAUGCAUUCACUUGUCCAACUAUUUCAAGGAAUACGGGAUCUGUUUUGGUUACCAAUUGAACAAUACCAGAAAGAUGGUCGCAUUGUACGAGGUCUUCAGAGAGGAGCAAAUUCGUUUACUACCUCUACAGCUAUGGCUACUCUAGAACUAACAAGCCGUUUGGUUCAAGCCAUACAGUGUACUGCCGAAACAGCAUAUGAUAUGCUUUCUCCUGGUCCAAGUGUGCGCCACAGAGCUAUUGCAGGGAAAGGCAAAGGUCACAGACGAAAGCGCAACAAUCAACCUCUUGAUAUCCGUGAAGGGAUGCACAAUGCAUACAAUGUUGUUAAGGAGGGAAUAAGUGAAACUGCUGAAAAUGUGGUAAGGGUGGCAAGUGAAGAACAUGAACAAAAAGGCAUGACUGGGGCCGUGGGAGGAGUUUUGCGCCAAAUUCCAGGAUUGGCUGUCAAACCUGUCAUAUUCCUUAGUGAUGCAACUCAUAAUGUGCUUGGUGGAAUGAGAAGUCAACUGAAACCUGAUGCACGCCGAGAAGCUGUUGAAAAAUGGAGAUCUCAAGAUUGAUGAACAUACAUCCACAACUUCUCAAAA
Molecule: messenger RNA, 6621 nt
Organism: Frankliniella occidentalis (western flower thrips)
Lineage: Eukaryota; Metazoa; Arthropoda; Insecta; Thysanoptera; Thripidae
Product: autophagy-related protein 2 homolog A
Exons: 36
Coding region: 1-6594 (2197 amino acids)
Biological process (GO): autophagosome assembly; autophagy of mitochondrion; piecemeal microautophagy of the nucleus
Cellular component (GO): phagophore assembly site; extrinsic component of membrane
Molecular function (GO): phosphatidylinositol-3-phosphate binding
Source: RefSeq, a predicted model, not a curated record